Molecule: messenger RNA, 1427 nt
Organism: Arabidopsis thaliana (thale cress)
Lineage: Eukaryota; Viridiplantae; Streptophyta; Magnoliopsida; Brassicales; Brassicaceae
Gene: NRPE5
Product: Eukaryotic rpb5 RNA polymerase subunit family protein
Exons: 4
Coding region: 154-822 (222 amino acids)
Biological process (GO): DNA-templated transcription
Cellular component (GO): DNA-directed RNA polymerase complex; nucleus
Molecular function (GO): DNA-directed RNA polymerase activity; DNA binding
Source: RefSeq, marked reviewed
CACAAAUGUAGUUUGAUUGAUUGAUGUCACCUGCUCGCUCACCUAUAUUAGCUUUCUUCCUUCUGUUCUUAAAUCCUAAAACGACAACGUUUAGUCUCCCUUUAAAUCCCAUCACUGGACUCGACGACUUUUGCUCAGAUAAGGGAGACAAAAAUGGAAGUGAAAGGGAAAGAGACAGCUUCGGUUCUGUGUCUGAGCAAAUACGUGGAUCUAUCGAGUGAAGAGAGUCAUAGAUACUAUCUUGCGCGGCGAAAUGGCUUGCAGAUGCUCCGAGACAGAGGCUACGAAGUCUCCGACGAAGAUAUCAAUCUCUCCCUUCACGAUUUUCGAACUGUUUACGGUGAACGUCCCGAUGUUGAUCGUCUUCGCAUCUCCGCUCUGCAUCGCUCCGAUUCUACCAAAAAGGUAAAAAUUGUCUUUUUUGGUACUAGUAUGGUUAAAGUCAACGCAAUCCGCAGUGUAGUAGCGGAUAUACUUAGCCAAGAAACCAUAACUGGGCUGAUAUUGGUUCUGCAAAACCAUGUAACCAAUCAAGCCUUGAAAGCCAUUGAACUUUUUUCUUUCAAGGUCGAGAUAUUCCAGAUAACGGAUCUGCUAGUCAACAUAACCAAACAUUCACUGAAGCCACAACAUCAGGUGUUGAAUGAUGAAGAGAAGACAACACUUCUCAAGAAGUUCAGCAUUGAGGAAAAACAGCUUCCUCGGAUUUCAAAGAAAGAUGCUAUCGUCCGGUACUACGGAUUAGAGAAAGGGCAAGUUGUGAAGGUGAAUUACAGAGGCGAACUCACGGAAUCGCAUGUUGCCUUCCGAUGUGUGUGGUGAAGAAACCAAUUAAAAACCAUCUUGUGUACUUAUUUUCAGGAAAAAAUAACUUGUAUGUUUCUAAGGUUUUGUUUUUAAUCCUAGAAGAUCCGUUGCUUUGAACACAAGAAAAAAAGUUAAGGAAAAAAAAAAGAUCCUUUGCUUGUUCUUGAAAACAUUACCAUUUAUGUUUUCCGUACAAAGAGCAGUCACUACACGCUAUCAAUACACAAAAACAGGCCAUGGAGACUCCAACAUUUCUUCAGAGGUUCGAGGACAAUCAAAGCUCAUUGAUGGAUCGGUUUGAGCGGUUAUCUUUCGAGGCUCACCUCAACAAUGCCUUGCUUGGUCGAAGUUUAUCUGAGUCAGGCUUCUCUUUGAUGUACAGUGCAGUCGUCGAUGAUUCCCCGAUACAUACAGCAGCUCCGGCUAGCCAAGCCCGACGACGACUAGGACUGAAUAAGAUACUAAAAAAUCUGAUGAAACCAAUUAGAUAUUGUAGCAAAAAAAUGGGCAGGGGAAGAAAAGAAGAGGCGUGUGAUAUUGAUCCAAAGAGUUUGAAGAAGUGGCAAACUUUCAGCAAAUCUCUCCGAUUAUUUUGAUGCUUUUAUAAGUCUUGUAUUUUC